Messenger RNA from Globicephala melas (long-finned pilot whale), 3162 nucleotides. It is a transcript of the gene PRR3, whose product is annotated as proline rich 3. NCBI's taxonomy places the organism in Eukaryota, Metazoa, Chordata, Mammalia, Artiodactyla, Delphinidae. Gene Ontology annotation, molecular function: RNA binding; metal ion binding. The record is from RefSeq and is a predicted model, not a curated record.
CACCUGGAGGGGGCGGUGGAGCGGAGGGCGGGUCCUACCACCUGCGGGAUAAAGGGGCGUGGACGCGCAGAACCUACUUUACCAAUCCUCCGGCUGGACCUUAGAGGAAAGUCGCGACUGCGCGUCCCGGGAAGGAAGCCAAGUUGAUGGGCUACACUGGGGACAGGGUGAGAGGUCUUGAGGGGCGAGUGGUGGUCUGGAGAGCCCUGGGCACCGCCCUGCUGGGACCCAAAUUCCUCGUGGGAACGAUGGUAAGCAGCACCUAAGUGCAAGCGCGCGGCCGAGGAGGGAAACCCAGGUGGAACAAGGAUUUUUGGAAGGAGGUCAUAGGGCACGAAGUUGUGCCUGCAGCUGUUACCAUAGAAACCGGGGACCGGAUGUGGCGAUCUUAGGGUGCGACAGCCGUGUUUUCUCAGGCCUUCUGGCCCGAGAGCCUGUCGACUCUAUGGCACACUAUGAGGAGCCGGCUGUAGGGUUUUUUCAGCGAGGGGAGGAGCGAGCAACUUUUUCUACAGCGUUUAUAGAAACGCAGCAAAGGAAAGGUUUGAGAUUGCUGCCAUGCCUGGCAGAGACUGAGGGAGGCGGCUGAUGUGAGAACAGCCGCACUAAGUUUCCCCGCAGCCUUCCGGAAGUGAAAUGGCGGGAGCCUCACCCUCCCUGUCCACUGCCCCCCCGGAAGCGGAAACAGAAUCUCAGCGUGCCCCUUCCUCACUGCCCUCCAAAUCCAGCUGCAGCCAUUGCGGCAACCACGAUGCCGAAACGAAAGAAGCAGAAUCAUCAGCAGCAGCAGCCGCAGCAGCAGCCCCCACUGCCAGAGCGGGAAGAGACUGGAGAUGAGGAGGAUGGGAGUCCCAUCGCUCUUCACAGAGGUCCUCCGGGAUCAAGGGGACCAAUGAUCCCACCACUGCUGAGUCUCCCACCUCCUCCCCGGGGCAGAGGCCCAAUUCGGGGAGGCCUAGGCCCCAGGUCUGGCCCAUAUGGUCGUGGUUGGUGGGGGGUCAAUGCUGAGCCUCCUUUUCCUGGACCAGGCCAUGGGGGUCCCUCCAGGGGAGGCUUUCACAAAGAGCAGAGAAAUCCUCGAAGGCUCAAAAGCUGGUCUCUUAUCAAGAAUACCUGCCCACCCAAGGAUGGACCCCAGGUUGUGGAAGACAAAUCUGACCGCCCCGUCUGCCGACACUUUGCCAAAAAGGGCCACUGUCGAUAUGAGGACCUCUGUGCCUUCUACCACCCUGGCGUAAAUGGACCUCCUCUGUGAGACUGUGCCUUCCCAUCCAGACUGGAAGGAGCCCUCUGACUUGGCGGCCAUAUACUUCCCUGUGGCCCUGUGAUGGCUACCGCGAGGCCAUUCACCUGCCACCCUCAGUCAGUGAUGCCCAGCUCCAUCACCACCUCCCCCACUCGGGGUCCAGAGCUGUGUUCCGUGACUGGUGCACGGUGUGCACUCUUCCUUCUGAUGCAGCCUCCAGAGACUCGUCUCCGGGACCCCAUCUUUGCUCCAUUCAACUGCCUCCUGGAUCCUCUUCCCCCUCGCCAGCUGACUGCAGAACAGGAAACCUCUUUGGUGCUGUUUCUUGUGCAUCUGUCCACCCAGCCCCAGGUAGCGCCCUGGAUUCCUGAGAGCCCUGGAGCAGUUUCCUACCAUUCCCUUCUCGCUGCUUGUUUUAAGUCCUUUUUAUGUGACACCCCCUUCCCCCAGUGUUGUCAGCUGCUCUGUGACACUCACCAGCUUGUCUGACCUGGGGUCAAGUUGGGAUGACUGGUGCAGAGUCACUCCUGAGAGGCCACGUUCCCUGCUUUUGGAUUUUGUAGUUUCUGCAUCAGUAGCAUGAUCUCCACUGCUAUGGUCUGUGAUCACUGUGCUUUGUGAGACUGUGCAUCCCCUCAUAGCCUUUCUCAGUGUCCAUGGCAUUUUUGUGACUUCCCAACGCUAGAGUGAGUUUUUCUGCCAAAAUGCGUGGGGCCGUUGGUGGCCUCUAGACUUUCCCCACCUCCCGACGUGGGAGAACUGUGAAACUUCCACAAGGCUGCCUGCCUGGUCCUCCCCAUUCUCCUGGUAUCAGUUUCUCUGGGUUUGACACAGGCCCGAGAGAUGUCCUCUACCCUAUCUCCUCUCCAGCCCGUUUUAGUUAGACUAUGUCAUUGUGAGGCCACCAGCCCUUUCGUUUGAAUUCUGUGAAUCUCCACCUGGUCUAACUGUGGGUGGAACUUGGACAGUACUGUCGCCCUCUUCCAACCUUCUUCCCCUGCAUCCCUGGCACUGGUUGUUUUCUGUGAAAACGGCAGUGAACAGGUUCAGUUUUGAACUGGCCCUGGGGAAAUGGGUCAGGAGUUGUGUGGGCAAGAGGGAGGGAUGAGAGCCGUUGGAGAACUGAGAAUGAAUUUUUUUUUUCUUUCUAACAUGUUUUUAUAUUAGUAAUAAAUGCAGCGGAAACAAGCAUUUUCUUUAAUCCCUGUGUUCCAGUCAUCUCAGGAGGUGCAGGUGAGGCUGUUCUUCUUGGAGUCAGUUUAUUCUUCAUUUAGUUCAUACGCAGUGUUGCUGGAAGUUUCUUCCAGUCUGAGGAAACCAGUGGCGUCCCAUUAACCCAUGGGAAUCAACCCGACCAGGUUGCGUUUUGUUCAAGGGUAAAGUUUUGUUGAGAAAAAGGAAAGGCCGGGUAUCCAUGGAGUAAUUUUUAAACAUUUUACCUGCAUUUAUGGUUUGAGGUUUAUUGAGUGGUAAUGACAAAGCAAUCUUUCAACAAAUAUCUCUAGCGUGCGUGUGGGCCAGGCAAUGUACUAGAUGCUAGAGAAAAUGGAGACCUGAAAUCAAUGAAUUUAAAAUCUACAAGAGGAGACACGUUAGUGAAGAAGUCACCAGUAUGCGUGAAGUACCUGUCAGAAGUGCUAUGAAGAAGUGAGACGGGGACUUCCCUGGUGGCACAGAGGUUAAGAAUCCACCUGCCAAUGCAGGGGACACGGGUUCGAGCUCUGGUCCGUGAAGAUCCCAUAUGCUGCAGAGCAACUAAGCCUGUGCGCCACAAAUACUGAGCCUGCACUCUAGAGCCCGCGAGCCACAACUACUGAGCCCACGUGCCACAACUAGCGAGCCUGCGCGCCUAGAGCCUGUGCCCUGAAACAAGAGAAGCCACCACAGUGAGAAGCCCCAGCUCGCAGCAACUAGAG